This is a messenger RNA of Hibiscus syriacus, 425 nucleotides long. Its product is annotated as 40S ribosomal protein S28. The coding region runs from base 83 to 280 and encodes 65 amino acids. Lineage: Eukaryota; Viridiplantae; Streptophyta; Magnoliopsida; Malvales; Malvaceae. Gene Ontology annotation, molecular function: structural constituent of ribosome. The record is from RefSeq and is a predicted model, not a curated record. Gene Ontology annotation, biological process: translation; maturation of SSU-rRNA; ribosomal small subunit assembly. The transcript is spliced from 2 exons. Gene Ontology annotation, cellular component: cytosolic small ribosomal subunit; ribosome.
GGGCUUUCUGGUUCCCUAACUCUGAAAAUCAGAAGAGAAGCAGGAGCCGCUCCCCUUGCUUCGUAUCAAGCUAAAUUUAGAGAUGGAUUCCCAAAUCAAGUUUGCUGUUGUGGUGAAAAUCAUGGGAAGAACAGGAUCAAGAGGUCAGGUGACUCAAGUGAGAGUUAAGUUUUUGGAUGAUCAGAACCGGUUCAUUAUGAGGAAUGUUAAGGGACCAGUCAGGGAGGGAGACAUUCUCACCUUGCUCGAGUCCGAGAGGGAAGCCAGGAGACUUCGUUGAAUAGAUGUUGCUCUUUUGUUGCAAGUAGCUAGCUAUUAUGUUUUUUGUUUUAACAUUUCUGAAAGGUAUCCAAAUUUUCAAAUCAAGACUUGGAUUUGUAGAGACUGCAGUUGUUUCUAAAGCUUAAUCAAGAUGUUGAAAUGAA